Diaporthe amygdali is the source of this 1932-nucleotide messenger RNA. Its product is annotated as glycosyl hydrolase. The transcript has a single exon. Gene Ontology annotation, biological process: carbohydrate metabolic process. NCBI's taxonomy places the organism in Eukaryota, Fungi, Ascomycota, Sordariomycetes, Diaporthales, Diaporthaceae. The coding region runs from base 1 to 1932 and encodes 643 amino acids. The record is from RefSeq and is a predicted model, not a curated record.
AUGACGAGACUACGGGUUGUCCUGAAGGGUGCGGUGCUCGGCGCCUUGGGUAUCGGAGCCACCGCGAAGACUUCCGCACCUUACCAAGCCCCGCUGGACGUUGAUCAUGACGGAUUCGAGAGCCGGGCCUCGCUUGGCGCCGCAUAUAUGGACAUUAUCGACCCAAUGUUGGAAGUCCUGAGCACGAUGCAGGAGGAGUACUUCGCGCCAUGGCUGGGAACAUGGCCGGAAGCAAUCGACUGGACCGCCGCCGUCAUGGGCACGCACGUCUCCGGCGCUCUCAAAUCUAUAUCGCGCGCCCUUGACCUUAUCCCAAUAUCAGGACAGGCUGGCGACAGAUACAAGGAGAAUCUCGUCACUCUUUUCUUCUCGCAGGUUCUAAGCUUCUAUUUCGGGCAGGACCAUUUCGCCAUUAGGAAUCAGGCGUACGAUGACAUCCUUUGGGUUGUCCUCGGCUGGCUCGAGACUAUUCAAUUCAUCGACCUGCACACUACUCUCAACUUCAAAGACGUCGUGGACACCCCAGGCUUCGCAAAGUGGCACGGUAAUAUAUGGACGCCCGCAUUUUCACAUCGAGCGAGGGUAUUCUGGAAUCUCGCCAAGGCUGGCUGGGACUGGGAUCUCUGCGGCGGAGGUAUGACUUGGAACCCGAGGCUGGAGCCGUACAAAAACGCCAUCACCAACGAGCUCUUCAUAUCAGCUUCGGCGUCCAUGUACCUGUACUUCCCGGGCGAUUGGAACGAUUCCCCCUUUUUCAACGGGCUGGACACCAGCAGCGGAGAGCAUUUUUCUAGACCCCGAGAGCACGAUAUCUUCAGGCCACACGAUCCUACCUUUCUGCAAUUCGCACUAGAUGGGUACCGAUGGCUGGAGGAAUCCGGCAUGAUGAACGACCAAGGUUUAUAUGUUGACGGAUUCCACAUUUCUGGGUGGAAUGACCCCACGAAUACCAACAAGAAGUGUGACGUGCGCAAUGAGCAGGUCUAUACUUACAAUCAGGGUGUUAUUCUGACUGGUCAGAUCGACCUGUGGAAGAUCACGGGCAACUACUCAUACGUCGAUGAUGGCCAUCGCCUCAUUAGGAAUGUCAUUAACGCGACCGGAUGGAAUCUACAUCGUCAGACACCAAUCGACCACGGUCUAAGUGACAGAAGCUACACUGACGGCGAGCCAUGGGAAGGCAGCAAACUUCCGCCAUGGCAUGGCCUCGGCCGCGCUGGCAUUAUAGAAGAAGCCUGCGACAGCGAUGGGACUUGUUCCCAAGAUAGUCAAACUUUCAAAGGCAUCUUCUUUCACCAUCUCACGGCAUUCUGCACAUCGUCACUGUCCCUGGACGACUUCCUCGUCUAUAACGGACACACCCGUGAACAGCUGCGCUCUCAUUCAGAACAGUGCAGGUCAUAUGCCCCUUGGCUUCGGCACAAUGUUCGUGCCAUGAUAAGAACAAGGAACGACGCGGGUUUAGUUGGUAUGUGGUGGACUGCAGGCUACCUUGCCCUCAAGGAUAAAAUGCCGCCUCAGGAUGACAUUCGAGAUCCCAACGCGGUGGAUUAUAGGAAUGAUGGUGUGCCCGACGAUCCGGUAUGGAGACGCACGCCAACAGGCGUAACUCCUCCAAAAGUUCCUCAGAUUCCCUUACCCGAGCCUUACAAAGCCGACAAUCAUGUCGCAUCAAACACCCAUCAACCAACACCAAGACCACCGCAGGAAGAUAGUGAAGGCGUCAGACACUAUGACGGAGCGAAUGCCGGCAAGAGAAAGGCCUCCUCUUUGAUUACAGAAGAUCUCAACGACCGCGGUCGAGGCCGGACCGUCGAGACCCAGGGUAGCGGACUGGCGUUACUGAGGGCUUUCUGGGAGAUUUCAACACGAACUCGAUCUAACAAAGAGGAAGCGAGUGCCGGGAAACGAGUUGAUCCUGCUGAGUUAUAA